CCUAUUCCUUUUUAUCAAAAUUUGCUAGGUUAGAUCAUAAAAUAGCGAAUAUAAAAAAUAGACGUUCAAGAAACUAUACAAACACAAAAUUACAAAACCAGAACUGUACGAUAGAUAAAAUGAAAAACUUCUCUUUUAUUAUUUUUAAUAGAAUAUCGUAUUAAUUUCUCACUUUCAAGUGUAUAUAUAGUGCAUAUAAUUUUUUUCCUUCUCAAGCAGCGAAUUGCUUGUUGAAUAGGUUAUUUUUUUGUCCUGAUAGAUUCUAAUUUUCACGUUAAACAUAUCGUGCUAACUAUAUGCCCAAUUAACUAAAAUCAUUAUAGUUAAAAUAAAGUUCAAUAAUUCUCCCUGCUACAAAAUAUUGACUUUUUUUAAACAAAUAGGUUAUACAUAUUAAAAACGAAUUUCAGUGAGGUCAAAUCAAAUAACUAUCACUCACACGUUACAAGUUGAAAUUCGUAACGAAGAAAUAUCAAUUAUCACGUGUAUUUUUAUUUAUAUGUGAUUUACGAUUACAAAUAAAGUUAUUUUUUUGAUAUUUGUAAUUUAAAAUAGAACAAUGAGUUCCAACAAAGCAAAAUUAUCAAAAAGUAUAUUAGAAAUGAAAUUUAUGAAACGUACUAAGGAGAAGGUAGAAAAGCAACAAUUUCAAGAAGAAGGUGAAGAAUAUUUUGGAAAUGAACUCACAAAACGUAUGAAAAAAGAAUCAGAAAGAUUCAUCAUAGAACCUAGUUACGUCUUUUGUGAAAAAUUAAUUGAUGGUAGAUUAAGUUAUCAAGGAAUGAAUCCUGAAAUUGAAAAAUUAAUGGAAGCAGAACAAAAUGAAAAACGUGUUUCAAUGGAAUUGAAGAAUGAAACAGAUAUUUCAGAUGAGCAAAUGGUAGAACAUUGGAAAAACUUCAAGAAUAAAACAAAACCUGAAUCCUAUGAGAAACAUUCACAAAAAAAUAAUGUUAAAUCUAUUGAACCAAAAUCAAAAAAGCCAAAGUUUUUGAAACCUCAAGAUUAGUAGUAAAUAAUUAUUAUUUGUAUAUAUAUAAGCAGUGGAUUUUAAUUAAAACAAAAUUUUUAAAUUCAUUAGUAGGCUUUAAAUGUUUAUACGUUUCAAAGUUCGGCUGAUAUUUAUAUUCUUUAGUGGUAUUAUUAGGUGAAAAAGAAGAUGAAGUAAAGUUUAUAAUAAAUUCAAUAAAAUUAUUGAAAUUUUUACACUAUUGUAUUUCUGCAAACAUACGUUAAAUGUAUAAAACAUGUAAUUAUAUACCUUACAUAAAAUGAAGAUAUAGACGGUUGGUAUUACUGUAUAUAGCUUAAAUAAAUUUUGUAUUUCAAAUGUAA
Molecule: messenger RNA, 1335 nt
Organism: Nomia melanderi (Alkali bee)
Lineage: Eukaryota; Metazoa; Arthropoda; Insecta; Hymenoptera; Halictidae
Gene: Mpp6
Product: M-phase phosphoprotein 6
Biological process (GO): maturation of 5.8S rRNA
Source: RefSeq, a predicted model, not a curated record